GCUGAGCAAAACCAGCAUCCUUCUUCAGAAAAGACUCUGAGCUCUAAUAAAAAUUCAACUUCAAAAACAAUAACAACAGGGGACACACAGUGCAAAAUCUGUAAUCCAAAAUUUGUACAAAUUGCUGACACAGUAUUCCAGAGGACCCCUCUGUAUAGCUGCAUGUUAACUCUCUUUUGACACACACCAGCCCCACCUUCCCAUGUUUCCAGCUUGUCCAGCUUUGGCCAUUCUUUCAGCCUUUCUCACAAGCCCAGAUAGUAUGAUAGAAGCCCAGAUAUAUUUGGAGAUUUCCUGCGUUUCUCUCUUGCCUUCCUGAGGAAGCUUUGAUUCCAGGAACCUGGCACUCCAUAACGGAGCUUUCUGUCAUGUUUUUCUGUAACUCAGUGGGCAUUUUUGCAGACCACUGUGCUGUACUGCAGACCGCAACUCUUCUUACAGUUUGCUUUACCACCAGGAGGAACUGAAACAGUUUAAAUAUGGAAAAGGCGAAAGGACUUACUACCAAAGAACAUCAGGGUGUCAGCCUGUUUCUCCUGGUAUUUUUUGGUGUGCUCUUAGAGAGUCUGUCUGCAGAGGUGAGAAUCCUGGAUAUGUCUCCCGACGCUGUGGAUGGCACCUACUCGGAGUGUCGUGACAAAAUGAUGCAGACUGUUACAAAACCAGGUGGCCUGUUACAGGAAGAGAUUAAGGCCAAUAAAGAUUUUGCAGAGAUGUGGAGAAGUCAUGGUGGAACUUGUGAGAAGCAAAUUUAUGGGGGAACAUCAUAUCACUUGGCUGCUCUCCAGGCUUAUGCGAAUUCCAAACCGAAAUUCCGAAAGGUGUUUAACGAAAUGGUUCAGACCAAAGGCAAAAACAUCACAAUUUAUGAAAAGGAAUUUCCCUUCAAGUCCCUUCACUUCUUAUUGACAGAUAUCAUACGACUUCUUAACAAUGGCACAGUGUGUUCACAUGUGUACUUUGGCACAGUUAAGACAUAUCGUGGAAAUACUGGGUCCAAGGUGCGCUUCGGAAAGUUCCUCCAGGCCAGUGUCAAGAACAGCUCUGAGACGGAAGUGAUUGAGUCAGAAGGGGAAGGCACUCUGUUUAACAUCACGUCCUGUUCUGCAGUGAACAUUGAGAUCUACACAUGUACUUCAGAGGAAAUUGAGCACCUUAUUUCUCCAACAGAGGUCUUUGUAGUGCAGAGUAUAAAGGAAGUUCAAAAUGAAGACGCCAGUUAUAAAAUAAUCACUUUAACACACUCAAGGUUUCAGAGCAAUCAUGACUGCUUCUUUCCAAGUUCUCUCCAUGGUGGAUCAUCCAGGCUGGUGCUAAGCUCAGAGGUUCUGGCAUUGAUGGGAACCAUUUUAGGCCUUUUCCACUUCACUGUGAUGCAGUGACACACACGCUCUUCUAGACACAAUAUUACAAAUGCAAUUAUGAACAUAUUCAGAUAACAAGAAUGAAAGCAAGUACAAAACAGAUGGAGAAAUUGUUACAUUUCUUAAUGACCUCUUGGGUUGCAUUAUUACAGCAGGUUUUUACAUGGGGAACCCAGGACUGGCAUUGAGAAACCCUAAAACAUUUGACUUAAAGUCGACAUUGGUGAAAGGGUUCAAUGGAAGGGUAGCAGUGUGUGUUCAGCUACAAACUAUCUGCCAUACAAAUGUACAAAAUGCUGUUACUCUGACGUUUCUGUAAUAUAUUUUAUUAUGUCCUUUGCCUCUGAAGAAAUAGAUUUUUUUUCUACAUAUGAACUCUCUGUCCAAAAAUAUCAGGCUUAAAUUUGGACAGAUCAUCAGUUGAUACUUAAAAGGUAGAGCAUUUACUCAAGCAUGUGUGUCAUGUUAUAAGGGUGUGUGUAUUGUGGUAUUGUGUGUUCUGUUGUAAGUGUAAGGGUGUGUCUAAAGGUGUGUCUAAAAUAUGUUCUAAAACAUAAUACCAUAGAGAGCCAGCUAACAACUGGAGAAAUGUUCUUUUGCAAUGUGCAAAAUUAUUGUUUCUUAUUUCUGCAACUGAGGCUUUUAAAGUGCAGAGUAUCAUGGUAAAAAAUUAUGACAAUUAUAAAAUAGUAACUUUAAUACAAUUGCGAUUUCUUAGCAAUCAUUACUGCUACCUCUUUCCAAGGUGAGCCAUAGAGAUUAACUAUAGUGAAUUGUAAUUAUACAUUAGGGUGUGUUGGUUUAUUAUUUAUUAAUUAUAAAUUAGGGUGUGUUGUUUUUGAUAAGCUCAUGAUUAUUAGUUUCCCUGAUUUGAAGGGAUUUUAAAAAUUUGAUUUAAACAUUUUAUUUUUGAGCCUCUAUUUCACAUUUUUGCAAUAGGCAGAUUCUGCUAACAAAAUGUUCCAACUAUACCUUCAACUAUACUUCAAACUCUGUCAUUAGAAUGAAUAUUUAUAUGCUCAUAAAAACGUCUCUCUUUAAACGUCUCUGAUUUAACAAUU
Electrophorus electricus (electric eel) is the source of this 2425-nucleotide messenger RNA. Its product is annotated as ecto-ADP-ribosyltransferase 5-like. The record is from RefSeq and is a predicted model, not a curated record. NCBI's taxonomy places the organism in Eukaryota, Metazoa, Chordata, Actinopteri, Gymnotiformes, Gymnotidae. Gene Ontology annotation, molecular function: NAD+ poly-ADP-ribosyltransferase activity; NAD+-protein-arginine ADP-ribosyltransferase activity.